Messenger RNA from Closterium sp. NIES-65, 1071 nucleotides. The record is from the annotation of a GenBank genome assembly. NCBI's taxonomy places the organism in Eukaryota, Viridiplantae, Streptophyta, Zygnematophyceae, Desmidiales, Closteriaceae.
AUGGAGUGCUGGCGCGAGUGCAAGAACCGCAACCAGAGGCGUGGCAUGGCCCGCGCGGUGAGCCCUAUAGUCUACUGGCAGUACGAGCCCUUCACCGACGCCACCACCGGAGGACUCUGCAGCUGCUUCGGCGCCGCUGCGUGCAAUGGCCGCCGGUUCGUGCACCCGUCAGAAGACGACAGCAACCUGCCGGCCGUCAACUUUGUCGGCAAAAUCUGCCCGGCGAACGGAACCGGAGAUCCGCACUUUGUCGGCGCUGACGGAUCGCGGUUCGAUUUCAGCGGGCGCCCUGGCGAGGACUACGCGCUGAUCUCGGACGUACACGUGGCAGUGAACGCGCACUUCGGGGGGCGGUGGGGCGAAUGGGAGGGACGCAACAAGGCGCUGACGUGGAUGCGAAAGAUAUCGAUUCUGUGGGGCCACCACUCGAUCGUCUUCGAGGCUCGCGAAGGAUGGGAGUCUGGUUACAGAAACGGUUACCUCCAACGACUGUCGGUUGACUCGGACGACGUGAAACUUGGCCUGCCCGGUUCGCACCUGGAUGUCGCCUCGUUUUUCGACGGGCAGGUUGAGCUGCGAUGGGCAGCGGCGAAAAAACCCGCGAAGGGCGAGCUGGUGGACGAGUACGAAGUUCGCAUAGGCGACGUGCUGUCGCUCAGGCUGACGCUGCGACCCGAAAUCGCAGUGCUUCGCACGGACGACGACGGGGUGGUGCACUUCACGGUGGAUGUGCUGAGCGCGAAGCUGUCGCCCAACGUGCACGGCGUGCUGGGUCAGACGUUCCGCCCUGACUUUAUCGGACGCCUAGAGCGGCAGAAGCUGGUGUGGAGCAACCUUUUCAAGACCCAAGUGGUUCCCGGCGACAACGCGGAGGGGUUUAUCGACGGGACUGUGGACGACUACAGGUGUACCGAUCUCGCGCACUCGGACUGCGUCUUUUGUCGCUUUGUGCGCUCGGAAACGCUGGACAACGAAACUGCCUCUGCUAUAGAGCUGGCUGCUGGCGUUUCGUCCUCUUAUAGUGACAACGGCCGCACCUACCCACGGAAGGCACUAGUAGGAGCUUUCUAA